AUGGAUCUUCGUAUUCGUAAAUAUUUAUCAAAAGCUCAGACGAACAAAGAUCUUGUGUCUUUGAAGAAAGCGUAUGAUCUGAUAAGAGUCUCAGAUCUGACAGUAUCUGAUUGUGGAUAUAAUCACUAUGAGUUCUGUCUUCUGUGUGCUGAACAAUCUCUACAGCUCGGCUGUAGGAACAUCGCUCAGGACUGUAUAAUGAUGUUUAUGAAUGGAAAACCUCCAGCUAAUCAGUUACUGGGUCGAGCGUAUCUGUGUCAGGCUCAGCUUGUCUCUCAACACAACACUACUAAAGUGAAGGACUUGGAUAAGGCUGUGAUGUGGUAUCUAAAGGCAAUUGAGUUUGCUAAAGUCAAGCCAAGAUAUCACUUCUUGGUGUAUAACGCGUCACAGUUAUAUCUUCAGACAGUUCGGCUAUUCCUGAGACCUGGUCAGCGUCAGCACCUUGUGUCUUCUCUUACACAGGUGGUCAAAGCUCUUGAGGAGAUUCAGGAACCUGACCAUAAAUGGAGGGCUGAACUAAUGCUGCAGCUUAUUGUAUGCCUGUGUGAUGCUGGGAAAGAACAGGAAGCAGCUGAUUUCGCCAAGGUCACCUCAGAUUUUAUAAAGUCACAUAAAGUAGAGGUUUAUCCCAGGCUUUUUACUAUACAGGUUCGACACAACCUCAUAGAUGAGUCUGACAUGUUGAAUAUUAAAAAUCCCAAACUGCUUAUGAUCUACAAGAUUGAAAAGCUCAAGCGCAUGGUUGAAGCUAAUAAAAUGAAAAAAGAUGACUUUGUGACACUAAAGGAAACUUUACUACUGCUGACAUCUGACUCCCAGAACUGCAGUCCUUCACCUAAAGCCCAGAGCUCCAGUCCUCCACCUGAAUCCCAAAGCUUCAGUCCUCUACCUAAAGCCCAGAGCUCCAGUCCUUCACUUGAAGCCCAGAGCUCCAGUCCUCCACCUGAAGCCCAGAGCUCCAGUCCUCCACCUGAAUCCCAAAGCUUCAGUCCUCCACCUAAAGCCCAGACCUCCAGUCCUCCACCUGAAUCCCAAAGCUUCAGUCCUCUACCUAAAGCCCAGAGCUCCAGUCCUUCACUUGAAGCCCAGAGCUCCAGUCCUCCACCUGAAGCCCAGAGCUCCAGUCCUCCACCUGAAUCCCAAAGCUUCAGUCCUCCACCUAAAGCCCAGACCUCCAGUCCUCCACCUGAAUCCCAAAGCUUCAGUCCUCCAUCUAAAGCCCAGAGCUCCAGUCCUACACCUAAAGCCCAUAGCUCCAGUUCUCCACCUGAAGCCCAGAUCUCCAGUCCUCCACUUGAAUCCCAAAGCUUCAGUCCUCCACCUAAAGCCCAGAGCUCCAGUCCUCAACCUGAAGUCCAGAGCUCCAGUCCUCUGCUAGACCCCAAGAGCUCCAGUCCUCCACCUAAAGCCCAGAGUUCCGGUCCUCAACAUGAUGUCCAAAACUCCAUUCCUCUGCUAGACCCCAGGAGCUCCAGUCCUCUACCUGAAGCUCAGAGCUCCAGUCCUCCACCUAAUGCCCAGAGUUCCGGUCCUCAACAUGAUGUCCAAAGCUCCAGUCCUCCACUAGACCCCAAGAGCUCCAGUUCUCCACCUGAAGUUCAGAGCUCCAGUUCUCCAUCUGACCCCCAGAGCUCCAGUCCUCCACCUAAAACGCAGAGUUACGGUCCUCAACAUGAUGUCCAAAGCUCCAGUCCUCCGCUAGACCCCAAGAGCUCCAGUUCUCCACCUGAAGUUCAGAGCUCCAGUCCUCCACCUGAAUCCCAGAGCUCCAGUCCUCCACCUGACCACCAGAGCUCCAGUCCUCCAGCCAACAUUGACAGCUCUGGUCCUGUUCUGGAUCACAGUUCCUAUAUCUCAUUGACUGACAGGAUUGAUUUUUUGUUGGAAUUGGCUUUCCUGUCCCUGCAGUUAGAGCAGCAUCAGGUGAUGUCCGACUGUCUAAUGUGGCUCAGAAACACAGACCUAACUGUCAGGCAGCGUAUAAUGAUGGAGUGUCUGCAGUGUUGCUGUGACCUCAGCAAGCAGAGAGACAGAAUUGAAAAUCACCCCAGACCCAGUGUGGAGUUGAAUGUUGUACGCAGACUGGACGCGUUACUGCAGACUGCACUCAGAGACAGAGACGCUAGGGUGAUCCAAACUGUGUGUGUGGCUCAGUGGAACACAUGUUUGCCCCUCCUAAAACCAAAUCUCAGAAAGAAGAUCAAAAAACCUCUUAGUUCCCUCGCACGAGCGCUGGAGGGCAUAGACAGCUCGAUGCUGGAUGUGUUAUGCGAGAUUCAUGCUGAUUUGGCUGAUAUAGAGGAGGAAGAUGACAGACUGGAAGCUGCUAUGAAACAUGUUGAGAGAGCCCUGCAGCUUGAUCAGAAAGGACUUUACACUGAACAUCUCUCCUUCACUUUACAUCUCCUACAGCUGCGCUCCUCUCCUCACAUCACACCCAAACGCCCUGAGGAGCGAGCCGCUCAGCUUAUACAGCAGACUAGGGAUGCCCAAGGGUGUGGGACAAACAGGCCUCUGUUGGUUAGUGCUGGAAUCACUCUUGCACCUGAUGCUUUCCGUAUGGUGCUGGAUGCUGACAAUACAAUGAAAGGUACUGAAGCACAAGGACACCUUGCACAGCUGGCUGCUAAAGCCCAGAACUACACCGCCUGUGUUCAGAAGGUCGAAGGUCAUUUGAUUGGGCUUGACAAGAACUCAGAUGAUCGAGAGAGGGUGAAGUUGUGGGCAUUGCUGGCCAAAACCGCAUGGAAAUAUGAAGUUUAUGACGUGUGCAGGGCAGCUUGUCGGUUUUGCCUGCUUUAUGAUGACGGUCGAUGGAAAAACUCAAGAAAAGAGCGCCCAGUUAAGAGAAAACGCACACAAGAGAAGACAGAAACAGAUGUGUUACGUCUGCUGGCUGAAGUUAAUUUCAUCAAUGCUGAGGUAACUGUCCUAAAACUUCAUUCAGAAGGUGUGGAACUGAAUGCUUCUCCUGUACCUCCUGAAGAUAAACUCUCACCUGAGGAUGAUGUCCACUGGACCCUGUACAGUGACUGGAUCAAGGAUUUAUCUGCUUAUGCCACAGCUAACUUCCUUCGAGGGGCAGAGCUCGGGGCAGAGCUCAAUGAAGCCUGGUUGGUAGCAAAUGUAGCUGUAAAGCUGUGGAGCUACAACAGGUGGCUGUUGGCCAGCAAAGGGCAUCGACUUCUGUUGCCCACAUACAGUCGCUUAUUAGAAUUCCACAGACAGACAGGGGGUGCUGGGGACGUGGAUUCUCUGGUUCUGUUAUGUGACGCCGUGGCUCAGGGUCUCAUCACACCAGCACAUGCCGAUCAGGAGCCGGAUGACAACGAGAAGAAAGUCACGCAGCUUCCAGAUAAAAAGGCGAAAAAAGGAAGAGGAAAGGCUGUAGAGAAAUCCAGCUCUGCCAACGGCCUGCAGUUUGACGCGAUGGAGGAUGCGAAAAAAGCUUUGGAGGUCUGUGAUUAUGCACUGCUGAUGUCCAAUGGGAACACAGAGCCUGUGUCCAUCGAUGUGAGGAAACAGCUCAUUAGUACAUGGGUGAAAGUUAAACUACUGCUUCAGCAGCAGAUUGGACAGGAGCUGAACAUCAGUGAUCAGAGUCAAAACAAGGCCGUGACAGCGAUGUCUCGUGUGCUGGUUGGUGUGGAGAUGCUGCACUGUAACACAAACACCAAACUGAUGAAGUUUACAGUUCCCAGUCUGUCUGUGUUAGUACAGAUGGCACAAGACUGUCAGUGGUCCAGCUCUAUUGUGGAGUUAUAUGUAUGGACGCAGCUCGCCCUGUUCGCCCAUCAGACACUUGACCAUGACAUCAUCAUGACCUGCACCCAUAAUGCACUGCAGAUGGAGCAGACCGCAAUAAACAGUCUGAAUAUGAGCCCUUACGCUCUGUUUGAUGUGCAUUCAGUACAGGAGAUGUUGUGCAGUGCUGCUUGUGUCAGAGGUCUGAGUUUGAUUCAUGAGGUCAGUGUUGUUGAUUCCAGCAGAUAUAUGACGGGUCUUGAGGCGCUUCAGUCCAGUGUCAGUUACGCAGAACAGACGGGCACAUGGUGUCUGUGUAUGAGAGCAGUGUGUUACUAUUGGAACGCCUGUGUGCCCCUACUGAACACCAGACAGAACAGAGGACAGCUUAAAAAAACACUGGAGCUCAUUCUGCAGGCUGUGAGAAACAUCUACACUAAACAUGUUACUGGCACACAAAGUAAGAUGGUAUCAAAAGUGAAGAGGACCAGAGCUCUGAUACACCCACCAGAUUUCACAAGUUUUGGUAUUUCUGGCAAUGAUCUGAAGGUGUGGUCCUCCAUGUACAUCGCACUCUUCCAUGUAUUUGCUGAUGAUGAAAAUCUAAGGAGAGGUCUGCAGGUGUUGGAUGAGGCUAUCAAAGUGAUGCCGCCCUCGACACAUCGACUUGUUGUGUUUAAGCAGCGUGUUCUGGUGAAGGCUCAGCUGGGAGAGAGUAUUGUGUUGGAUAUGAAACAGAUCUCUGAUGAAGAUGAGCUCAUGUGUUCUCGUCUGUGGCAUCGUGUAGCACUCUGUGUUAAAAACAAACAACAGAAACUGAUGUGUUAUCAGAACGCCAUUACAGCACUGAAGGAUCCUAGUUAUCAGUGGCAGAAGGUUGAGCUCCUCCUGGAGUUUGGAGAGUGGCUGUAUUUCACACACUUUCCUGAAACUGAUGCCCGUCUUCAGAUCGAUUGGGCCAUAGAUACCCUGAUGUUCACAAAGACAGACUCAAAGUUGACAUCUGAUGCAGUGGAUGCCGAUGAAGUGAAUCCACAUGGGCUGAAAAUGAACACUGUUGAGUCUGGUGUGUGUUUAUAUGAUGUGAGGGAGAUCAGACGUCUGGAAGGUUUGAUCAGAGCGCACACAAUGCUGGCUCUUAUGGAAGAGAGAUCUUCUCCCAAACACUGGCAGUACCUGCUUAUGGCCUUUAGCUUUACACGUCACAUCUGGAAGGUGUCCAUAGAAACAGCACAGGAAGUGAUGAAAGAAAAGUUGAGGAAUCGUUCAGCCGCUGCGAUCUCCUCCAGCUCUAGAAAAGACAAAGGCCGACCGGAUGAGAAGAAGCUUAAGCAGUCAUCCACUGUUGAGGUGAAACCCAGAGAUGAAGCUCCUGAGGUUUGUCUUCCCAUCAGCCCUGAGCAAUGGGCUCAGUUUGAGUGUCCAGAGGAGGUACGACAGGUUUUCUGUUAUGACAGCGGCCCGUACAGCAUCAACAGCGCCAACAUCUGUAUGCAGAGCCGAACUCUGUUUUAUUUGGACGUGUUGGUCAGAGAGUUGGAAUCGGCCGGUUUGAUCCCUUUGACUUUUGUCCCUCUUCAUUUGGCAGAGGUCAUCGCUCAUGACCUCAUCCAGAACAAGAAUCAGUCUGGUCUCUACCGUCUCAGGAUCAUCAAGAACUGUUAUGAGCUGGGCUUCAAGUCUCCAUACUGUGAAAGACUUCAGAGUUUCACACAGUUUUCAGAGGAGGAACAGACACAUGGCCGUAAGACAAUCAUCACUCAGAGAAAUAAAUCUCAAUCUGACAGCAACCUGAGAGAUGAGACGUCUGUAGAUGAAGGUGAUGUGAACAGAAGUCGUCUGGGUGUUUGUGACGUGUGUUUAGAGAAAGCUGAUAUUUGUCUUACUAUGAAUCUACAUGAAUCUACUAAAGUCCUGCUUACACGAGUUCAACUGUUAGCUGAGGAACAAGGUGACCAGAGGUCAUUGGCUAAGAGCUUACAGCUCCAGGCUGUCCUGGCCAACCAGGAGCAGAGAUACAGUGACGCUCUUGUGCUCCUUCAGCAAGCACAGGAAUUGGGUGGAGAAGAGACCUUCUGGUAUGAGCUGAUCCAGACGCUCCUGACAGCUGUAGCUGGACGAGGAGUACCAGAUGCACACCAUCAGGUGUGUGAGAUUACAGAUCAAGCCUGUAGAUCCUUCAGAUCAGUACUGGAACAGAGACAGAACCGAGCUGGGGUUCUGUGUUUCUUCAUCGCGUCACUUGAGACCAGAUGUGCAGUUUUGCGCAGACACCUGCUUUGUCCUGAUGGUCCUGCAUCUCCACUAAGUGAUUCAACAUUAGUGAUGAUGACAUCAGUCUGUGUUACACUAAAACACACUGCGUCAACACUGCUACAGCUGGGCUACAGGACAUGCACUGCAGACGUCACACUAGAACAUGCCAACACACUCAGAAUCUUGUCUGUGCAAACUGUGAAUGAAGAAGAGAAACAGCGCCACCUCCUGGAUGCUUUCUACCUCAUACAGUCGGCUGUGUCCCUUCAUGAGGAUGUUGUCUUUACCGUCUUAAACCUUCUGCCACCACAUCAGUCUGGUUGGUAUGAUCUUCCUGUGAUGCGCGCAUGUGUACGUCUAAGACUGGCUUUUGCUGAUCUCGCCCUGAUGAUGCUGGAGAUUCAAAGUGCAGAAGAGAAAAGAAGAGCCAUCACACGAGACAUGAUGACAUCAGAGGAAAGAGCAGUGGAAGAGUUCAUCAGGAGCAGCUCACAUCUUACUGAUCUCCAAACGGAGUGGGUCGGUGUAGGUCAAAGUCUCAGUCAGGUGAUUCUGACACAUCUCACUGCUGUGAAUUCUCUCUCUAUCAACUGCAUGGAGACCAGAGCUCGCUCACUUGCCAUGAUGGGAAGAUGUCUGAGAUAUUUAGCUCAUCAACAAGACCCAUUAUAUUCGUCUACAUUGUGGAAUGAGCCAAUCACGGAUAAUCACAGUGUGAAGAGAACACAAAGUGAAGAAGAGAAAGAGGAAGAACAUAAAACACAGCGGAAGCAGAACUACACAGACAAUAAACACAGUGCAGAGCUACAGAACCGCAGGAAGGCCGCUCAGUAUCUGUUGGCUCAGUCGAGUGAAAUGCUCGUUCAGUCUGUGACUCUGAGUUUACAGCACAAUCUUCUACAGUUGAUUCCUGGUGUCUGCUCAGAUCUACUGGAGUGUCAUGGUCAGUUUGACACCAGCACCAGCGGCCAGUACCUCGCCCUACUACAGAGCAGUGUGUGGUGUAAUGAGAUGUCGUCCGGCCAGCAUGCGGUAAAUUCUGAUGUCAGUGAGUCUGAUCUGAGGAGGAAUCUGAUCUUUUCGUCUGAUCACAGAUCCAGUGCUGUACUGGCAGCAGUAAGACAAGAGCAUGCGGGUCUCUUUCAGGUCCGCAGUCACCCGACCAUAAACCCAAACCACAUGAGGAUUUUGAGUGAAAUGCCUCCCAACAUGAAGAUCUUUCUGCUACAACACUCAGAUGAUGGAUCUGUGCUGUAUGGUGGUUUCUAUGAAAAGGUUAAAACUGCAGAGACUCCUAAAGGAAAGAGUGUAAACUCAAUAGGUGGUCUGAUCUGCUCUAAAGUUGUGAAAGUCUCGGUUCAACACUCAGAUCUUUUGCAGCUUCAUAAACAUCUGCAGGAUUACAAACUUGUGGAUGUGCGGACAAACUCACAUCAGACCAGCGAUGAUGUCUGCAGAGAGACCGAACACACAGAUGAAGAUGUGGAUUCUGUGUUCAGGUCAUUGAUAAAUGCGAUGGAGGACUAUUUGCAUCCUGUUCUCUCACAGUUUAACUUUUCGUGCCUUCGCGUGUGCUCUUCAUCGGUCCGUGUUGCUCCUGAUAAACCUCAGUCUGAAACUGAUGAGAGUUUGGUGAUUUUAGCUGACCGGAUGUUGUCAGAUCUGCCAUUGGAAUCUCUGUCAGCUCUACAGGUGAAUGGUAUCGGUCGUGUAUCUCGAGAUUUCUCACUGCAGGUUCUUCAUGAGCGUCUACAGACAGAUGAAGCUGUGAGAGUUUAAACUGCACGCUCUUCAUCUCUUCUCAUACAGUAAAUAUGACUACUGUAGAUCAACAGAUCUGAUACAUUAAUAACUGUGUGAUGAAGUCUGAUUAAAUAAUUCUUCAUUUAAUGAUCAAAAAAUUGAAUGAUGAAUUUGUACCACAUUUUCAGUAAUAAAACAUGUUUAAUAUCAAACAUUCUGCCAGGAUUUUUUAGUCUGUUAAUCUCUGGAAAAAUCAAACCUGUGGUUACGUUUUAUUAACUAUGUAAAUUUUCAAAUUUAGAGCUAAAUGCUUUGACACUUGAAGGUUUUCUCAUCUCUUACCUGUGCUGAUAUAUUCAUAUGUCAUUUAUAGAUUAUUGAGAACUGAAUAGUUCAGGUGAUGAAUGUAGAUCCUCAGAUAUAGUCUUUUGAAUGAGAAGUAGCCUAAAGUUCAUUGAUUUGUGGCACUGUGUCUAUGACUGAGAUGAGUGCAUAUCAUUACUGUUUAUAUUUUUACAUUUAAAGACUGAGUGACCUAAAACAGUGUUAAU
Messenger RNA from Paramisgurnus dabryanus, 8297 nucleotides. It is a transcript of the gene cfap46, whose product is annotated as cilia and flagella associated protein 46. Lineage: Eukaryota; Metazoa; Chordata; Actinopteri; Cypriniformes; Cobitidae. The record is from RefSeq and is a predicted model, not a curated record. Gene Ontology annotation, biological process: axoneme assembly; cilium movement involved in cell motility.